Camellia sinensis is the source of this 1043-nucleotide messenger RNA. RefSeq lists its product as uncharacterized. The record is from RefSeq and is a predicted model, not a curated record. NCBI's taxonomy places the organism in Eukaryota, Viridiplantae, Streptophyta, Magnoliopsida, Ericales, Theaceae.
GGUACCAUAAAAUUAGUUAAGAAGAGAGAGAAAGAAAGAAAGAGGGGGGACGGCAAACAUGAGUACUGAGUGAGACCCAUUUUGCCAUUUCUACAUCACACAAUUUUACACCUUAGAAUUUAGAAAUAGACCCCAUUUCCUCCUCUUCCUUCUUCUCCUCCACCUUAUCUAUCCCUUGAUUCUUCAUCUUCUUGAUUUUUAUUUUUUUUCUAGGGAGAAAUAUUGUUAAUAGAGAGAGAGAGGGAGAGAGAGAGAGAUGGGAAAUUGCCAGGCUAUUGAUGCUGCAGCACUAGUAAUACAACAUCCGAAUGGGAGGAUAGACCGGAUGUACUGGUCGGUGAGCGCGAGCGAGGUGAUGAAAAUGAACCCGGGUCACUAUGUUUCUUUGAUUAUUCCAUUGCCUAUUUCCGACGAAGAAAAAACCGAUGAAAAGACCGUACGGUUCACCCGGGUUAAGCUUCUCCGGCCUACUGACACUCUUGUUCUUGGUCGGGCUUAUCGCCUUGUCACUACUCAAGAGGUUAUGAAGGUGUUGAGAGCGAAGAAGUCCGCGAAAAUGAAGAACCAGCAAGAAUUAGGUGAGAAAUUGCCGACGAAGGCAGAGAAACAGAGUUCGAUUUGUGAUGAAGAAGCAGGGAAGAUUAAGUCUGAAUUGGAGAAAACCAAUCAGGGAAUAAGAGAUGAAAGACACCGACAGAGGUCAGGAUCCACCAAUUUCGCUGCAGCAAGGUCAAAAGCGUGGCGGCCUUCCUUACAGAGCAUCUCCGAGGGAGGAAGCUAAUGGCGGUUUUAAUUUUAACGACCGGGGAAUGGUACAGAAAGUGGAAUGAAAUUCAUCUUCCCUUCAAACCUGGACACACAAAAAAUUAGAGAAUCCAUGGAAAGUUGAUAUCAAGAAUCAAGAUAUCAAUACCAUUGUGAACCACAGUUUCUAGUAUUUUGAACCACAAUUCAGUAAUAAUAAUACCUCUGUAUAGCUAAAAAGAGCAAUGGAAAUGAACAUUUUUUUUUCAAUCCAACAGAAGAAUUUUAUUUUGCACACA